AUGCUCCUCGCAGACUUCGAUGGCGGCGGUACCUUCCGGAGCACCAGCAUCGACCCGUUCACCGCGACGAGAUCUCGGCACGAUUCUUCAGCCCCAGCCGCCAACAUUUCCUUCUCAAGCUUCAAGCAGUCCUUCACUUCCAAUGUCAACUACUUGAAACGAAGGUUCUCGUCGGGCGACCUCUCCUCCGAGUUCGAUGACGCGCCCGACGACGCCUCCACCACGUCCAGCACGCACGAGACGCAGUCGCAGAAGCACGCGCCGGCCUACCAGCCGCCGCCCGCCGCGCCGCCGGCCGGCCCCCAGCCGCCCCCCAGCGGCGGGGGCGGCGACCUGUCCCUGAACCUGCGAGGCAGCUCGCGCACUACCAGCGCGCCCUCCUCGCCCGCCAAGACCAGGGAGUCCCUGCUGCAGAGGGUGCAGUCCCUGACGGGAGCGGCGCGCGACCAGGGCGCCUCCAUCCUGGGCGCUGCGGUGUCGGGCGCAGGGGUGGCCAGCGGGAGACCCGCCUACAACAAGGACCGCUGCUUCACGCUGCUCGUCAUAGACGACCAGAACACUGACUGGUCCAAGUACUUCCGCGGCAAGAGGCUGCACGGCGACUACGACAUCCGCGUGGAGCAGGCGGAGUUCCGGGAGCUGUCCCUGACGGCGGGCGGCGAGGCGGGGGUCGUGGUCAGCAUGGCCGUGUUCCGCAACGGCACCAAGGUGGUGCGCUCCUUCCGACCCGACUUCCUGCUGGUGCGCCAGAACCUGCGCGACGCCGGCGAGGACCACAAGCCGCUGCUGCUGGGCUUCACGUACGGCGGCGUGCCGAGCGUCAACUCGCUGCACGCCAUCUACAACUUCCAGGACAAGCCGUGGGUGUUCGCACAUCUGCUGCAGCUGCAGCGGCGACUCGGCAAGGACAGCUUCCCGCUCAUCGAGCAGACCUUCUACCCCAACUACAAGGAGAUGCUGAGCUCAGCGCGCUUCCCCGUGGUCUUCAAGCUGGGCCACGCGCAUGGCGGCCUGGGCAAGGUGAAGGUGGACACGCACAGCGACUUCCAGGACAUGGCAUCUGUGGUGGCUGUGGCGGGCACGUACUGCACUACUGAGCCGUAUGUCGACAGCAAGUACGACAUUCACGUGCAGAAGAUCGGGCCCAACUACAAGGCAUUCAUGCGCAAGUCCAUCUCGGGCAACUGGAAGACCAACACGGGCUCGGCCAUGCUGGAGCAGAUCCAGAUGACGGACCACUACCGCGCGUGGGUGGACGAGGUGGCCGAGCUGUUCGGCGGCCUCGACAUCUGCGCGCUGGAGAUCAUCGUGGGCAAGGACGGGCGCGAGUUCAUCAUCGAGGUGAACGACAGCGCGCUCACGCUCAUGGGCGACUCUCAGGAGGAAGACCGGCGCUUCAUCGCCGAGCUGGUCGCCUCCAAGAUGCAGGCGCACUGCCGGCCGCCCAUGAUCAAGACCAUGUCGCGUACCUCCAUGUCGAGCCAGAGCGGUGUGGCGGGCAGCAUUGCUUCGCCCAUCGAGGAGCGGCCCGGCUCUGCGCUGUCUUCCACGGGCAGCACGGAGUCGCCCCUGCCCUUCAGCGGCGCCCCUCAGCCGCGCCGGGACUCGCAAGCCUCGCAGUCGAGCGCCACGGGCGCCGCCCCCGCACAGCCGCCCCCGCCGCCGCAGCGGUCCGUGUUCAGCCGCCAGGGGUCCGCGGCCGGCGGCAACGGCGAGGACUCGGAGGACACCAUGAAGAACCUGCGCAAGACCUUCGCCGGCAUCUUCGGCGACAUGUAG
Molecule: messenger RNA, 1779 nt
Organism: Bacillus rossius redtenbacheri
Lineage: Eukaryota; Metazoa; Arthropoda; Insecta; Phasmatodea; Bacillidae
Gene: Syn
Product: synapsin
Exons: 10
Coding region: 1-1779 (592 amino acids)
Biological process (GO): neurotransmitter secretion
Cellular component (GO): synaptic vesicle; synaptic vesicle membrane
Molecular function (GO): ATP binding; metal ion binding
Source: RefSeq, a predicted model, not a curated record